Molecule: messenger RNA, 4330 nt
Organism: Nothobranchius furzeri (turquoise killifish)
Lineage: Eukaryota; Metazoa; Chordata; Actinopteri; Cyprinodontiformes; Nothobranchiidae
Gene: ogdhb
Product: oxoglutarate dehydrogenase b
Biological process (GO): tricarboxylic acid cycle
Cellular component (GO): mitochondrion; oxoglutarate dehydrogenase complex
Molecular function (GO): thiamine pyrophosphate binding; oxoglutarate dehydrogenase (succinyl-transferring) activity
Source: RefSeq, a predicted model, not a curated record
AGUUGCUACUUCACUGGUGUCACAUGACCAGAUGACGGACCUGGCACUUUGCAACACAUUGAGCGCGCGACACUCUCCUCCUGUACAAAUGGCUGUUGUGCGCGCGCGCGCACAGGAAACUGCUGAGUUUCAUUCACUGCUGCUCUAGGGGAGAAGCGGGGAGACCUCAAAAGCCUCAACUGGAUCCAGAGAAAAGCAGGAAGAGGACAAGAAGCAGGAUUGGAAGGGAGGUGGGGGUGAGGAGCUGUGGCUGAUCUGCAGCCAUGCACUGCCUAAGGACUACCGUUACAAGGCUACAGCCUCUAAGGACUGCACAGACGGCCAAGAACCUGUCCCAGACCAGGCCACUGAUGCUUGAAAGAGACUUAAGGAUGUGUCAGCCUGUGAGGUGCCUGAGCACAUCUGUGGCUGCUGAGCCCUUUCUGAACGGCACCAGCUCCAACUAUGUAGAGGAGAUGUAUUACGCGUGGCUGGAGAAUCCCAGGAAUGUGCACAAGUCCUGGGAUAUAUUUUUCCGAAAUGCAAAUGCUGGAGCUGUACCUGGUGCAGCCUAUCAGAGCCCUCCACCACUCCUCGGGCCCUCUGAGGGAACAGCCAGUAUCCAGGGUUUGGUGGGAGCCCAGGCCAAUGUGGAGAAGCUGGUGAAGGAUCAUCUAGCAGUGCAGUCACUGAUCCGAGCCUACCAGGUACGAGGACAUCACAUAGCAAAGCUGGAUCCCCUGGGCAUCAGCUGUGUGGACUUUGAUGAUACACCAUGUACCGUUGGUUUCCAGAAUGUUGGUCUGUAUGGACUGGCUGAGAGUGAUCUGGACAAAGUGUUCAGACUUCCCACCACCACCUUCAUAGGUGGCAACGAGACCACAUUGCCCCUCAGGGAGAUUAUUCGCCGCCUUGAGACGGCCUACUGUCAACACAUCGGGGUAGAGUUCAUGUUUAUUAACGAUGUGGAGCAGUGCAAGUGGAUCAGGCAGAAGUUUGAGACUCCAGGAAUCAUGCAGUUCACUCUGGAGGAGAAGAGGACGUUGCUGUCCAGAAUGAUCCGGUCCACCAGGUUUGAGGAGUUCCUUCAGAGGAAGUGGUCUUCAGAGAAACGUUUUGGUCUGGAAGGCUGUGAGUCUCUUAUCCCAGCCCUUAAGACUGUCAUUGACAAGUCCAGUCAGAGUGGAGUGGAGAGCGUAAUCAUGGGAAUGUCUCACAGAGGCAGGCUGAAUGUGCUAGCAAAUGUCAUCCGGAAGGAUCUGGAACAAAUAUUUUGUCAAUUUGACUCAAAGUUGGAGGCUGUAGAUGAGGGUUCAGGUGAUGUGAAAUACCACCUGGGAAUGUACCACAGGAGGAUGAAUCGGGUCAGUGACAGGUAUAUCACCAUGUCUCUCAUGGCAAACCCAUCCCACCUGGAAGCCGUGGACCCUGUGGUGCAGGGAAAGACCAAAGCUGAGCAGUUUUACUCCGGAGACACUGAAGGCAAGAAGGUGAUGUCUAUUCUUCUUCAUGGCGAUGCUGCGUUUGCAGGUCAGGGUAUUGUGUAUGAGACCUUCCACCUGUCUGACCUGCCGUCCUACACCACCCACGGCACUAUCCAUGUGGUGGUCAACAACCAGAUUGGAUUCACCACAGAUCCCAGGAUGGCUCGUUCUUCUCCGUACCCGACAGACAUCGCUCGAGUGGUCAACGCUCCCAUUUUCCAUGUUAAUGCGGAUGACCCAGAGGCUGUAAUGUAUGUGUGCAACGUGGCGGCAGAGUGGAGGAACACAUUUCAUAAAGAUGUCGUCGUCGACCUGGUGUGUUACAGACGAAACGGCCAUAAUGAGAUGGAUGAGCCCAUGUUCACCCAGCCACUAAUGUAUAAACAGAUCAAGAAGCAGAAGGGAGUCCUGCAGAAGUUUGCAGAGAAACUUAUUGCUGAAGGAGUCGUUACAACACAAUACUACCAGGAGGAAGUGGUCAGGUACGAUAAAAUCUGUGAGGAUGCUUACUCACGCUCCAAAGAUGAGAAGAUCCUACACAUCAAGCACUGGCUGGACUCUCCCUGGCCAGAUUUUUUCACUCUGGAGGGUCAACCCAAAACUAUGAGCUGUCCUUCAACUGGAAUCAGUGAAGAUGACCUCAGUCACAUAGGAAGCAUCGCAGCUUCCGUCCCAGUGGAGGAUUUCACUAUUCAUGGAGGGCUGAGUCGUAUCCUAAAAGGACGUGCCAACAUGGUGGGCCAGCGGGUGUGUGACUGGGCCCUGGGAGAGUACAUGGCCUUCGGUUCUCUACUGAAAGACGGGGUUCAUGUGCGUCUGAGUGGACAGGAUGUAGAGAGGGGCACUUUCAGUCAUCGACACCAUGUUCUUCACGACCAGAAUGUAGAUAAAAGGACCUGCAUCCCGAUGAACCACAUCUCGCCUGAUCAGGCUCCUUACACCGUCUGCAACAGCUCUUUGUCAGAGUACGGAGUUCUAGGUUUUGAGUUGGGCUUUGCCAUGGCCAGUCCCAAUGCUCUGGUUCUGUGGGAGGCCCAGUUUGGAGACUUUCACAACACAGCUCAGUGCAUCAUUGACCAGUUUAUCAGCUCGGGGCAGGCCAAGUGGGUCAGACAGAAUGGCAUCGUGCUGCUUCUGCCUCAUGGCAUGGAGGGGAUGGGUCCAGAGCAUUCGUCUGCCCGCCCUGAAAGAUUUCUACAAAUGUGCAAUGAUGACCCAGAUGUUUUUCCUAAACACUCUGAAGAUUUUGCAGUGCAUCAACUUCAUGACUGUAACUGGAUUGUGGUGAACUGCUCAACUCCUGCAAACUACUUCCACGUUCUCCGCAGACAGAUCCUGCUGCCGUUCAGGAAGCCUCUCAUUGUGUUUACUCCCAAGUCCCUGCUGCGCCACCCUGAGGCCAAGUCGAGCUUUGAUGACAUGCUGCCUGGGACUCAUUUCAAGCGCAUCAUCCUGGAUGAUGGGCCUGCAGCCAAAAACCCAGAGAAAGUGAAGCGAGUUGUUUUCUGUUCUGGAAAAGUUUACUAUGAACUGAUCCGAGAACGCAGGAACAGAAACAUGGAUGCUGCUGUUGCUGUUGUUUGCAUCGAACAGCUGUCUCCGUUCCCAUUUGACCUGAUAAAAUUAGAGGCUGAUCGCUACCUGAAUGCUGAUCUGGUCUGGUGUCAAGAAGAGCACAAGAACCAGGGUUACUAUGACUAUGUAAAGCCUCGCCUCCGUACCACAAUCAACCGUACACGGCCCAUCUGGUAUGUUGGUCGGGACUCCGCUGCAGCACCAGCUACAGGAAACAAACACACCCACCUGGUGGAGCUGCAACGUUUACUGGACACGGCCUUCGAUCUGAAUGCUUUCUCAGGGAAAUGUUAAAAUCCUCUCUAACCUGGUCAUCAGACCUGGAUGAUGGACUUAAGGGUCUACUGGUUCCAUGGUUUGCACAGAUUUGUUCAGACAAAACCUACAACUGAUUUGAACAUUGUUACUAUGCAGACCUCAAUGAAAACAUUGAAGGAAAUAAACUUGCAUUCAAAGUAGGAAUUUAAACAAUCUGAAUGAGCUUGUGGCUCUGUCCAGUCAUUCAACAAACUCGUGUAAUUGUGAUUUUACAGGGAAUGAUGUAACUAAUUGGCUGAAGGUUAACCAAAUGCUUAAUGAACAGAUGCAGCUUCUUAACUCCAGCAUGGCAAAUAAUUAAUGAAACAGUGCACUGGUUUAAAAAAACAAAGGCUAUCAGUCAUUAAGUCAUGGAUCAAAAUGAAAUUAUUCCUAAAGUCCAAACAGUUUACAGGAUACAUUUCUGCACUUUUUAUCUGACCUGUAAUGAUUUUUUCAGCAUGUAUCAGAGGGACACCAGAUGUCUCAAACCUCUCGCACAUUGUUCCUUCAUGAUUUCACUUUGCUCAGCAUUAACCGUCUACUCUCACCUAGUCAGCACCUUUCCAUGUCACCAUAAGGAGCCUUCCGGUCUGCUCAUGGGUCCCCUCAGAAGAAAGAAAACAUGAAUGGAGCUAUAAAAGUUGUUUUCGAAUCCGCUUUGCCUCACACCUUGAAUUACACAUAUGUUGUAAAUGAAAAUCAAUUAUGUGAGUUUUGACUAUGUCUGACGUUCUAAAAUAAAAUCUUUCUUGGCAUCAAAAUGUCUUUAAAAUUCAGAGACAUUUUAUGUCAUGGCACAUAAUAAGUGGGAUCCGAAAAUCGCUUUUAUAGCCCCGUUCACUUGUAUUCAGGUUUUCUUACUUUUGGGGACUAAAAAUCAAACCAGUAACGGAGAGUUCUAAAAACACAAUUUAUAAGCUGUAAGAUUAUUUAUUUUUUUAUGCUGCUGCAUGUUUCAUUGUUUUGAUCAAAUAAAGAUUGUUUAAAUGCUG